GGGAGGGGAAGCUCCUAGGGCUCUGCUCUCGCUGCUCAGCAGACCGGGGGUUGAGCUUCCUGGGUCAGAUGCAGCCGCUGCCAGUUCCAUUGUGAGCGGAGCGACCUGCGUUAACCCCGCUCUGCCCGCACCAGCCCCUGAGCCGGAGCCUGCAGGCUGCAGGAUAUCGUCCUGGUUGAGAAAUGGCUGCUGUGGAACCAGCUCAGCAGGACCAGGCGCAAUGGGCAAUCGCCAUGGCUGGGAUGUGGCGUGAACCCCGUGCCUUGGGGGAAGGGCAUUGUGGGAUCCCCAUCCAGCAUCCCAAGAGGGAGGAGAGCGAGGCUGAGGAGCAGAGCCCUGGCUGGCCCUUGUCCCCGCGGACGCCGUCCCAGUCUUGGCUGGGAUGCUCGGAGGGGGAAGAUUCUCCGUUGAGGAUGGCGCAGACACCUCACCGGUCUCGGGAAGGGGUAAACACUGCUGGCCUUGAGCAAGCGGUGCCGUCCCGUGACUGGCCUCACAGGGACGAGGUUCCUUCAUUCCCCCGGGAGGCACCUGAGACCUGCGAUUCCAUGGGGACAGGCCCCACCAGGGACCGUACCCAGGGCAAGGCGGCCAUUUCAGAGCAGGCCAGCGAGGAAGCCCAUCGGUUGCAGUUCCGCUCAGGCACUGCCCAGCCCGGAGAAGCUCCCCGGGAGAUGCUAGUCCGGCUCAGCCGGGCUGCCCAGCUCUGGCUACGGCCCAGGGAGCGCACCAAGGAGCAGAUUGUGGACGUCGUCGUGCGGGAGCAGUUCCUGGGGGCGCUACGGGCAGACGUGCGGGCCUGGGUGACGGCAAGGAAGCCCCGCAGUAGUGAGGAGGCGGCUGUGCUGGCUGAAGCCUGCCUGGGGCAAGCGGAGUCGACCCAGCCUGCUCAGGGGGCAGUGACCUUCGAGGAGGUGGCUGUGUAUUUCACGAAGGAGGAAUGGGCUGUGCUGGACCCCGGUCAGAGAGCUCUCUACAGGGACGUCAUGCAGGAGAAUUAUAAGAGCGUGACCUCGCUGGCUCCCCUGGCAGAGGCAGAGGCUAGCACAGAAGGGAUAGAGUCUGAGAGUGCACCAGGUUUGGAGGAUAAACCAGGGGAGGUGCCUGAGCCCAAAAAGGAAGAGAACGAGGAUGAAGACUUCACCAGGGAAGAUGAACUAACUCACACUGAUGACCUGCGAGAUGAGAAUUACCACCCCUCACUGUACAGUGACUCCGAGCUGAAAAGAGAGCAAAGCCAGACCAAGAGCCGCAAGAGACACGUGAAGGGUGCGCAACUACCUACUGAGACGAGUCCAGCCAACGGCAGCCCCUCUGAGGAGCAGGCGGUGCAAUCCAGCCGCAAGAAGCGGGGACAGCUGAGCAACAAGGAUGUGGCCCAGAUCGGCCCCAAGAGAAUCAGGAAGGCAACCAAGCGUGAGAUGCUCCUGUGCGAUUUCGAGGGCUGCGGCAAGAUCUUCUCCAACCGCCAGUACCUGAAUCACCACAGGAAAUACCAGCACAUGCACCAGAAGACCUUCACCUGCUCUGAGCCCAGCUGUGGCAAGUCCUUCAACUUCAAGAAACAUCUGAAGGAGCACGAGAAGCUGCACAGUGACAAACGGGAUUACAUCUGUGAGUACUGCGCCCGCCCCUUCCGCACCAGCAGCAACUUGAUCAUCCACAGACGCAUCCACACGGGGGAGAAACCCAUACAGUGUGUGAUCUGCGGCUUCACCUGCCGUCAGAAGGCCUCCCUCAACUGGCACAUGAAGAAGCAUGACACCGACUCCUUCUACCAGUUCUCCUGCGACAUCUGCGGCAAGAAGUUUGAGAAGAAGGACAACGUCACUGCGCACAAGAGCAAGAGCCAUCCCGAGGUGGCUGCCGGCCCGGCCCGGCCUGGCCCAGCCCAGCCCACACCAGAAAUGCCAGAACCCAGCCACCGGGAUGCCCCAUCCCCGCUCCCCAGCCUUGCUGAGGAGACACUGAAUGAGGACCACCCGGAGGGCCAUGCCCACUUGUCACAGAGCAGCUGGAGAUCAUUGCACUGAGCCAUUGCAAGAUGGAGAAGGCGGAAAGGCCAGUGUGCCCCAUCGGAGCCUCCGCCGACUAACGGGCCACACCAAGCGGGAUCCAGAUAUGACCAGCGCUUGGGGGCUGAGCCACGGGGGAUGCUGGCAGAGAUGAUCCCAGCAGGAUCUUGCCUUCCAGCUGGACUCUGCUGAGAGUGGGACAUAACAGGUGUGUUGUAAACAAGACAUGAGAAAUCAUUCUUCCGCUCUACUCUGUGCUGGUUAGGCCUCAACUGGAGUAUUGUGUCCAGUUUUGGGCACCUCAUUUCAAGAAAGAUGUGGAGAAAUUGGAGAGAGUCCAGAGAAGAGCAACAAGAAUGAUUAAAGGUCUUGAGAACAUGACCUAUGAAGGAAGGUUGAAAGAAUUGGGUUUAUUUAGUUUGGAAAAGAGAAGACUGAGAGGGGACAUGAUAGCAGUUUUCAGGUAUCUAAAAGGGUGUCAUUAGGAGGAGGGAGAAAACUUGUUCACCUUAGCCUCUAAUGAUAGAACAAGAAGCAAUGGGCUUAAACUGCAGCAAGGGAGAUUUAGGUUGGAUAUUAGGAAAAAGUUCCUAACUGUCAGGGUGGUUAAACACUGGAAUAAAUUGCCUAGGGAGGUUGUGGAAUAUCCAUCUCUGGAGAUAUUUAAGAAGAGGUUAGAUAAAUGUCUAUCAGGAGUGAUCUAGACAGUAUUUGGUCCUGCCAUGAGGGCAGGGGACUGGACUCGAUGACCUCUCGAGGUCUCUUCCAGUCCUAGAGUCUAUGAAUCUAUAAAGCACUUAGCAGAGGGGAGGGGAUAACGACUGAACCAUGGUGGGAGACUGUAGUGGCAGACCUGAAAUCCUGCCCAGGCACUGAGAGUAUGGGGAGAGGGAGGCAAACCCCUGCAGCCAUGAACAGCCUCCCCACACCACAGUCAGUAGAGCGCAGACUAUCUGUGGGCCAAGAGGACUGUGACACCAGGCAAAGGGUCUCACCAUCUCUGGGGCAGGAGAACUCUGAAGAAAGAUCCUGAGGUUCGCCCUCCCCAGGAAAAGACCUCAGUUUGCUACUCUCGGCUUCAAGGUUUUGGACAAUUCUUCAAUAAAGAAUUAUUUUGUGUAA
Messenger RNA from Gopherus flavomarginatus (Mexican gopher tortoise), 3137 nucleotides. RefSeq names its product E3 ubiquitin-protein ligase ZFP91-like. The record is from RefSeq and is a predicted model, not a curated record. Lineage: Eukaryota; Metazoa; Chordata; Testudines; Testudinidae. Bases 183 to 2033 code for a protein of 616 amino acids. Gene Ontology annotation, biological process: regulation of transcription by RNA polymerase II. The transcript is spliced from 12 exons. Gene Ontology annotation, cellular component: nucleus.